AUGGCUAAUCCUAAGUAUGCCGAUUUACCUGGCAUCGCAUAUGAUCAGGUUGAUGUCUAUGAGACUACUGAUUUACCGGAAUCAGAACAAUUUCAACUUUACCCCGAGGAUGAGACUGAUUCUAUAGAGACGUUACAUAUUAGUGCCAGUGAAGCAUUUAAUAAGUUUAAAGGUAAACAUAUCGUUAAUAAGGGAGCUGAUUUUUCAGACCGAAUAUCACUCAAACCAAGGACAGGCUAUAAAUUUGGAAAUUGGGAACUACUUGGAGAAGGAGAGAAUGAAACUCCUAUCCAAAAAUAUCAACGUUUGCAAUGUGAAGUUAAAGACUUGUAUGAAGAAGUGAAUACUUUGAAGGAAAAAGCAAAAGAUGAAGAAGUGAAAUCUGUAGCUGAUAUUAUUUCUCAAGUGCAACUUUUAGCAAAGCAAUUAGAUACCUUGAAACUAGAGGAAUGCUUGGGUCCAGAUCUUAUUGCAACCCUGUCAGAUCCACAAGGCAUGAGGAUGAAACAAUUGAUAUCACAAAUAGAAGCAUUCAAGCAAACCAGUAUUCCUACUUCUGAAACUGUUCCAAAAGCAGAGAUUACAAAAGAUGAUAAAACAAGUGAAUCAGGUGUACUUAAGUAUCAGAUGAUGUAUCUUCCAGAAAAGGCAAGAAUGCAGGAAACGGCCAGAAUCGCAGUACUUGAACAGAGGCUUUGCAGCUUAGAAACUGUUAUCGGAACGACUAGCGACAAGCUAUCGAAAUUUUCACAGAAUCUUAAAGGUCAAGGAGUGAUAGAAUCUCUUCAAGAAUUGGGAGCCAAAGCUGCAUUGUUAGAUACUUACCAAAUAGACGUGGCCGAAACUCGAUUAGCUGCUUUAAUCCAUAGAAUGGAUAACAUUGCACAGAAGAAAACUGCGUUAGCAUUAGAUUCGGAACAAGAGCAAAAAAUUUCGGAAAUGUAUGAUAUUAUGAAACAAACAGAAACGAUGUCACAAAUUCUACCCCAAACCGUAAACCGAAUGUUAGCCUUGAACAGUAUUCAUCAACAAGCUGCUACGCUGAACAAAUCACUAGCGCGUUUGGAAGAAUUAGAAACGCAAAUAACUUCUGAUUUGGAAAGCAACAAAUCUCUAUUGAAAGGAGUACAAGAAAGCUUUGAAAAUGAAAGGAGAAAUAUUACACUUUAA
Messenger RNA from Ceratina calcarata, 1170 nucleotides. RefSeq names its product dynactin subunit 2 (gene DCTN2-p50). The record is from RefSeq and is a predicted model, not a curated record. Gene Ontology annotation, biological process: microtubule-based process. The transcript has 10 exons. NCBI's taxonomy places the organism in Eukaryota, Metazoa, Arthropoda, Insecta, Hymenoptera, Apidae. Bases 1 to 1170 code for a protein of 389 amino acids. Gene Ontology annotation, cellular component: dynactin complex.